This is a messenger RNA of Passer domesticus (house sparrow), 4233 nucleotides long. It is a transcript of the gene RELT, whose product is annotated as RELT TNF receptor. The coding region runs from base 184 to 828 and encodes 214 amino acids. Gene Ontology annotation, biological process: apoptotic process. Lineage: Eukaryota; Metazoa; Chordata; Aves; Passeriformes; Passeridae. The record is from RefSeq and is a predicted model, not a curated record. The transcript has 8 exons.
GGCCAUCGGAGCCGCGCGCCCGCGGGUUCAUUCAUAAGGAAGAGGCGGGAGCGACGGGGCCGCCCCGGGGGGAGCCCGGGGGCUCCGCGGCGGGGACAGGUCCCCCUGGGUGAUGAAGAGGAGUGGGAUGCACUGGUGGCUUGUCACUGUCCUGGGGGCCGGCGGCGAGCCCGCAGCCCCGAGAUGCCGGGCCGGGCUCCGGGAGCCAACGGGACACGCGUGACCCUGCUGGGUGAGCAGGAGGAGGAGGCGGCAGCGGCGCAGGCAGCCGUGCUGACCAUCGUGCCGGUCUUCUGUGCCAUGGGGCUGCUGGGGAUCCUGGUCUGCAACCUGCUGAAGAAGAGGGGUUAUCACUGCACCGCCAGCAAGGAGCCCCAGCCCGGUGGCACCGGUGCCAGCUCCAUCUACCAGCUGGAGGAUGCCAACGAGGACACCAUCGGGGUGCUGGUGCGGCUGAUCACCGAGAAGAAAGAAAACGCAGCGGCGCUGGAGGAGCUGCUGAAGGAGCACCAGAGGCAGCAGCUGGUGCCACCGAGCUGUGCCCCCCUCAAUAAGCUGCACCUCCUGCCUCAGUUUCCCCCAGCCUGCCAGCACCAGCAGCACCCGCACACGGUGCAGGGGCCGGCCCCGUGCGCCCGCUGCGACCAGAAGUGGCCCCAGCUGCUGCCAUCCCUCGGUGCCACCAAAGUCCCCAAAGCCGCGGCUCCUCCCAGCGAGGUGACCAUCCUCUCCAUCGGCAGGUUUCGGGUGUCCCGGAUCCCGGAGCUGCGGGGCGAGGCAGGGGGGGAGCCCCUCCGUGGUCCCCUCCCCGCCGGCAGCGGGAUGUGACCCAGCAUGGAGCAGCGCCAAGGGCCCCUCGAGCAGGCACCUGGCCUGGGGGCUGCCUCGGGGGUCAGUGACAGCCACGAGGACCCCGUGGAGGGGGUGAGGACAGCGGGCAUUGUGUGAAAGCCAGUCCAGCUCAGGGCUGCCAAGUGCUGGAGGUGGCAGCGCAGCUUCCUGCCACCAAGGUGUGCAAGAGCAGCACAGCAAACCCAGCGUCUCGCUCGGCUGGUGAGAGGAUCCUCUGUCCCCGAGGCCUGAGGGUGGCCACGGCGUGGUGGCCUCAUUGAUUGGAACUCCAGGAGCUGCGAUGCCAGCGGUGGUGGCCACGGGAAUCGUCAUCUCUGGGAACCACGAUGCCACAGCACAGCUCCACUGGGAGCAGAGGGCACUGGAUGCCAUUUCAUGGUCACCCUCUGGCUCUGCUGAACUCUGCAGGACCAUCAGGAACUCCUGAUUUCCCUCCAUCACCUGGUGCCAGCGCUCAGGAUAAUGGAUCACUGGAUCACAGAAUGAUUCCCCCUUCCCAACAGCCCAGCUGGGGCACGGAUUGCUCUGGGCAAAGCUGGUCUCCUGCAUCCAUCCAUCCAUCCAUCCAUCCAUCCAUCCAUCCAUCCUCUCUCCAAAGCCUCAGCUCACCAUGCAGAUGACACAUUUCACUUCCCAUAAGAAUUGCUUCUAUGGGAUCACGCUGGCUUGGCCGUGUUGGGAUCACUGGGAUAACCCACCCAAGGUUGGAUUGGAGACCAUCAGCCCCAACCACCAACCCCAAAAAAGGGUUUGUGGCCGGUCCCAUUCACCUCCCCACGACAUCACCGUGCCAAAAAACCAACCACCAAACCCUCUGGGGCUCUUUUAUUUAUUUAUUUAAUUUUUUUUGGAAACAUUUUAAUAGUUAUCGAAUGUUCUACAUCUUACAGUAAAUAUCGUACAGUUACAAACUCUUGGCUGAAAUCUGUCAGGGAGAUCACGACCUGAUCUUCAGAACCAAAACCAGAACAGAAAACAAACGGGAAAACAACCCCAAAUUUACACUUCAGAUGGACAAACUGAGGCUGUGGGGCUCUCCAGGGCAUCAGUCCAAGGCCAUGUUCCCUACACACCUGUGAGAUGUAGACUUGGAAGACGUGGUUACUCUUGGGUUUAAAUUUUUUGUUGUUGUUGUUCUUUCAGGGAAUUUUUUUUGGUAUUUAUUUUUAUUUAAGAGGUCCAAUAAUACUUAAAAACGAGCUGGUCUGGUGGUCAAAAUCAAUUUAAAAUUAAUUACACAGAAAGAGGGGUGGGAGCCUGGUGUGGGUCGAGGCCGUGUUGUGGGAAUGGGAGGGGUUGGGUGGAUUCCUGCACCUUGCCAUGCUUCCCUACAAACCCCUCCCCUGAUCCUGAACCCCUCUUCCCCCUGGAAAAUUCCAUCUCCCAGCUCCAUCUCUUGCAGGAGGAUGCAGGGAGGCUGCAGGUGGCCAUGUUGCAUCAAGAUUAUUCCCUACAAGCAGCACAACCGAGCGCUUCCAAACGGGAAUCGCUCCUGUCAAACCACAGAUUUUGCUGUUCCUGCCCUGCAAACAUUCCCACAAGUUCUUUUACCUGAUUGCCAGAGAAUCUCCAAGUGCCGUGGUGCAACAUGCCACAGAAAUGCCUUUUCCAAGGAUUUCCUCCCUCCCAAGCUCCGUCACAGGCUUUAUUUUCCUUUUUUUUUCCCCCUAAGGGAAUGCUAACACACAGCAGAGAAAAUAUUUGGAGGCUGAUCCUGGCUCAGGAGCAAAGCAAAGGGAAGAUGGGCAGAGGGUCACCACAGUUGGAGGGCCUGAAAGUAUUGGCAAUUAAGAAAAAAAAACCCAAACCAAAAACACCUGGAUUUAUGGGUAUCCAGCAGCUCUUAUUGCUAUUGUUGGCUGGUUGGAUUUUACCAAAAAUAAAGCCUCAAAUGUUAUUUUUUUCCAUCCUGCUCAAAAAACCAGGAUCCCAUUUCAUGCCCUCCAGCUGGGAACCACAUCAUCCCCACAUUCCCAGAGGGGAUGGCAAAGAGUCAGGGGGGUCUCUCUGGGAAGGACCAGAUUCAGUGGGAUGCUGGUGGCUGGAGGAAAACCUGAUGCUCUGAACACCUCUCAUUAAAACAAACCCCUUAAAUAACAUUUCCUGGGAAUUGCAUCCCAAAACUGCAACAAUGCUGAACGGAGUGAUUUAUUAUUCAUAAAAUGCAGUAGCAAAUCCUUGCCUGGAGGGUUCAGCCACUUGGAGGCAUGAUGGCCUCAGGCUCCAAGGGGCUGCUGGGCUUUGGGGGUCACCAUCACCACUGAAAUCCCAUUUCCUCCCCACAUCUCACCUCGCAGCAGCUUGUGUUUUGAAGUAAAGGUAAGGUCUGGGAUGGGUUAAUGGUUCAGAGUUAUUUUUCCUUCCUCUUUAGCUGGAAUUUUAAUCUCAGACACUUCAGUGGCUGCUAAGGAUGCUUUAACCCCUCACUGCUGCCCGGUGUGAUCCUUCACUGUGGAAAACCCUUUUCCUUAACCAACAUCAGCAAAGCUUUGCUGGAAUGAAAUAUUUGAGCAAAGGAAUUAAAACCCAACUGCCCCGUGUCAGGGCUCAUCAGUGGGAACACUGGGUGACCCACCAUGCUCCACUCCUGGGGCUUUCUCCCGCACCUUUAAAGUUUCUUUUCCUUCCAGGAGAAAGCCCAACAUCUCCUUUCCACACACGGGCCAGAAUUUUAGGAGUGGUUCCUAAGGUGGUGCAGGGUGUCUGGGGCAGUGGUGGGAUGGUGUCUGCUGGGACAGGGACCCCAAAGCUCACUGGACCCCCCAAACCAAAGUGCCUUUACAUUGGGAGGCCUGACUCAAUGCUGACAGACAGCUCCUGGUGUGUAACACAAAGUCAGCAUGAGAGGGGGGAAAAGGGAUCUCAGAAGUCUUCAGUUCUUAGGCUCUGGGGAUUUUUUGGCCCAGGUUUAACUGCAACGUGCUACAAACAGUGCAAGGAUGAUGUGUUGGUGUUAUUUCCCAAGGUCCUGCUGCUCUUUACUAAUCCUUGGCUUUGCCAAGCCAAAUGGGGAACCCGCUGCCUAUUUGCUCUUUUUUUUCCUUCUCCUUUCCCUCAAUACCAGCCCAAAGUGCAGCCCAAGGGUGCCCCUUCCCCACCCCACAGCAAAUCUCCCCCCACUUUGUUCCUCCUGAGGCUGAGGAGGGCAACCAGAGCUUUGCUCUAGAUUUCCUUUAAAACCAGCAGAAUCAACCAAAUGACCCCCAAACAGAAGUGCCAACACCCAACUGACAAACCUCCUGGGACCAGCCAGUGGGAGGGAAAGUCCUCCUGGGAUCCCUAGGCUUGUUACUCCCCACCUGGCCCACGCUCCAGGGAAGGAGCUCCAGGAGCACAGGCCAAGCUGGGAGACUCCGCCGAGAGCACAGAACACUUUUGGCA